Molecule: messenger RNA, 2346 nt
Organism: Drosophila suzukii
Lineage: Eukaryota; Metazoa; Arthropoda; Insecta; Diptera; Drosophilidae
Product: major heat shock 70 kDa protein Ba
Cellular component (GO): cytosol; nucleus; plasma membrane
Molecular function (GO): ATP-dependent protein folding chaperone; ATP binding
Source: RefSeq, a predicted model, not a curated record
AAGCUAAGCAAAACUAACGCGCAGCUGAACAAGCUAAACAAUCUGAAACAAAGUGCAAGUAAAAGUAAACUAGUAAAGUAACUACCAACCUUACAAUCAAGAAGCUAUUACUGAAGACAAGAAGGAAGCUGAGAACUCACAACUCACAACUAUCCAUUACCAAGUAAGGAGCAACUGCAUCCACAAACACAAACACACAAGAUGCCAGCUAUUGGAAUCGAUCUGGGCACCACGUACUCCUGCGUGGGUGUCUACCAACAUGGCAAGGUGGAGAUCAUCGCCAACGACCAGGGCAACCGCACCACCCCGUCCUACGUGGCCUUCACAGACUCUGAGCGCCUCAUCGGCGAUGCCGCCAAGAACCAGGUGGCCAUGAACCCCAGGAACACGGUCUUCGACGCCAAGCGCCUCAUCGGACGCAAGUAUGAUGACCCCAAGAUCGUGGAGGACAUAAAGCACUGGCCCUUCAAGGUGGUCAGCGACGGUGGAAAGCCCAAGAUCGGCGUGGAGUUCAAGGGCGAGGCCAAACGGUUUGCCCCCGAGGAGAUCAGCUCGAUGGUGCUGGCCAAGAUGAAGGAGACGGCGGAGGCUUAUCUGGGCGAGAGCGUCACAGACGCGGUCAUCACGGUGCCCGCCUACUUCAACGACUCCCAGCGCCAGGCCACCAAGGAUGCUGGUCACAUUGCCGGCCUGAAUGUACUCCGCAUCAUCAAUGAGCCCACGGCGGCGGCUCUGGCCUACGGGCUGGACAAGAACCUCAAGGGAGAGCGCAACGUACUUAUCUUUGACCUGGGUGGUGGCACCUUCGACGUCUCCAUCCUGACCAUCGACGAGGGAUCGCUGUUCGAGGUGCGCUCCACCGCCGGAGAUACCCAUCUGGGCGGCGAGGACUUUGACAACCGGCUGGUCACCCACCUGGCGGAUGAGUUUAAGCGCAAGUACAAGAAGGACCUGCGCUCUAACCCUCGCGCCCUGCGACGCCUCAGGACGGCGGCGGAGCGGGCCAAGCGCACGCUCUCUUCCAGCACCGAGGCAACCAUCGAGAUCGACGCACUGUUCGAGGGUCACGACUUCUACACCAAGGUGAGCCGCGCCAGGUUCGAGGAGCUGUGCGCGGACCUCUUCCGCAACACCCUGCAGCCCGUGGAGAAGGCCCUUACGGACGCCAGGAUGGACAAGGGCCAGAUCCACGACAUCGUGCUUGUUGGCGGAUCCACCCGCAUUCCCAAGGUGCAGAGCCUGCUUCAGCAGUUCUUCAACGGCAAGAGCCUCAACCUCUCCAUUAACCCGGACGAGGCGGUGGCCUACGGAGCGGCGGUCCAGGCCGCAAUCCUCAGCGGAGACCAGAGCGGCAAAAUCCAGGACGUGCUGCUGGUGGACGUGGCCCCUCUUUCACUCGGAAUUGAGACCGCUGGCGGGGUGAUGACCAAGCUGAUCGAGCGCAACUGCCGCAUCCCGUGCAAGCAGACCAAGACGUUCUCCACGUACUCGGACAACCAGCCCGGAGUCUCCAUCCAGGUGUAUGAGGGCGAACGUGCGAUGACCAAGGACAACAACGCACUGGGCACCUUCGACCUGUCCGGAAUUCCUCCUGCGCCAAGGGGUGUACCCCAGAUAGAGGUCACCUUCGACAUGGACGCCAACGGAAUCCUGAACGUCACCGCCAAGGAGAUGAGCACGGGCAAGGCCAAGAACAUCACGAUCAAGAACGACAAGGGACGCCUCUCUCAGGCCGAGAUUGACCGCAUGGUGAACGAGGCCGAGAAGUAUGCCGACGAGGACGAGAAGCAGCGCCAGCGCAUCACCUCUCGAAAUGCCCUGGAGAGCUACGUCUUCAACGUGAAGCAGUCUGUGGAACAGGCUCCCGCUGGCAAACUGGACGAGGCGGACAAGACCUCCGUCCUGGAUAAGUGCAACGACACUAUUCGGUGGCUGGACGGCAACACCACCGCCGAGAAGGAGGAGUUCGACCACAAGCUGGAGGAGCUCACCCGCCACUGCUCGCCCAUCAUGACCAAGAUGCAUCAGCAGGCGGCGGGAGCGGGAGCAGCCGGUGGCCCAGGAGCCAACUGUGGCCAGCAGGCCGGAGGCUUCGGCGGCUACUCGGGACCCACGGUCGAGGAGGUCGACUAAGCCAAAGAGACUUAUCAAUUCAUUCCUAAUUUAAUUCCUUCAAAGUGAUAAGAAUUGUUUGAUUGCCAUUCUCAAAGAAAACCAUUUGUACAUACACUCAUACGUUUAUAGUUCCUACUAUAGUAUUCCAGUCUUAAGUUAGCAACCAAUUGUUAUAAGCUUAAUUAGCAUUAUAAAAAUAAAUACAUAGUUUAUUUGAUUUUUUAAAACAAA